AUGGAUGAUAUUGAUCAAUCCUCUCGAGAGGGCUCCGCGAACAUGUCUUCUUUGGGCGAAGAGGUGCCAGGUGAUUUAGCUAAUGAUGAUUGGCCUAUCAACUCCAUUCACCUUAUUUCACAAAUGGAUGAAAAAGAGAGCGAUAGUUACAGGCCCUCAGACAAUGGGAUGACGCUGUGCGAAGCAGAAACCUCCCUAGUGGAUGAGGCCCCAGAAUCAACUAUUAAUUCUAGCGCAACUGAAAGAUGCCUAGAAAAUUCAGAGAAUUCUGAAGUUGGAAAAACGUUUACCCCGAGUCAUCCAACGGAAUCUGAGAUUACUCAUUCCCUUAUUGAAUCACAAGUCAUAAAAGAGGACACUCUAUCAUCCAUUGUGGAUAGUCAUCCAUCUAAAGAUUUAAUGAGUUCAGAAACAGAAAGUGGACCAGCAUUAAUCACCGUUUUGGAAUCAACAGAAGGGUCACAUCGACUGGCGGAAGCCCAACCAAUUGAUGUGGCAAGUAAGUCUUCAGACCGCGGAUCUCUUGACUCGAGGCCUGUAACUAAAAACAGUGAAUCACGUGAAUCUCAAGAAAGUGAUUUUAAUGUCACAGAUCAGGAGGAGGACACCCUUUUGCCGAAGGGUAAUGCAUAUAGAGGAGAUUUACCGGUUAUAACAAUAGAUGAGACAGAUCCUCCAAACAACCAAAAGGUAGGAAACAAUAAUAAUAAUAACAAUAAUAAUAAUAUUGAGUGCAAUCACACACAGUCUUGUGAACCUGGAAAUACUGAGGAGGUUAAGAGUGCACGGAUGGGAAUAGAAAGAGAAUUGAACCUAGAGGAGUUUGCUGAUCCAAUGGAAGCAGCAUCACACGAUGAAGAUGGGGGCGAGACCUUAGAUCCGGCCCGAGCUAAAGCAGUGCAUUACACAACUGAACUUCAAACAGCUACAGUCUACACUGCGCCUGUGGAGUUCCCAACUUUCCAAACCGGUAAUAGUGAAUUCAAGAUCAACAAAGGUGAUGAAGAAUUGGAGCUGGCUAUGGUCCAAUCCACCGAAAUGACUGACCCAAUUCCAUGGUUGGAAUUUAAAAAUGGAGAACUUGUUAAAUUGUCCGCAGAGCCAGCUGCCACCAACUAUGAACUGGAAACUAAAUACAUUGGUGUAGAAACGCAGAUGAAUUUGAUUGAUGAAUCGCAAUUCGGAAAAUUACCAACACUGAAUGCAAAGUCGUCAUUUGGUUCGGGCGAUGACAAGGAGAAUAAAGUACUACCGUGCGCUGAAACGAACUGCUAUGAUGCGCCACAGACAAACAGAAAGAAUUAUGCAAUUGAAGAAAAAGAAUCAAACACUUCAGAUGGGGAACUCGAUUUUGAUACUAGAUAUGCUCUCUUUGUUGAAAAGAUCCUUCCUGGUCACGAAAUUUACUACACGCCUUCAGCCAACUCGAAGAAGAAGCAAGUUACUUUUCGUCGCGGAGGAACCUUGGAUCAGCGCCAUAUUGUUUCGGGCAGUUCACCGCUUUGGGAUGCCUUGGUCAAUAUAGUAGGUUAUAAAUCGGCAACACUGGAGGCACCACUUCGCUCUCGACUUCGGCUGCAACCGAAGCCAGCAGUUAACGAUGACCACCUCUUCCCGGACUCGGUCACCCCCUCGAAGGUGGAGAAGGCGCUCAGCGAGGACGACACUAGCGCCUCUAAUGAGGAGGGCAAUCGGUAUGACGUGCCCUUCAUGGAUGAUGACGCAUUUGUGCCAAAAAAAUAUCGAAGCGUUGUGGUGGUCGAAGACGAUUGCAGUAGCGAAUCUGACUACUCGGAUGAGAGGAGAAAUCUGCUGGGAACAGAGCACUUAGCCAAAAUGGAUGAAACCUCAUCACAUAUCGCCUUAUUAUUGUAG
Messenger RNA from Echinococcus granulosus, 1875 nucleotides. Its product is annotated as rhoptry associated membrane antigen. The transcript has 3 exons. Lineage: Eukaryota; Metazoa; Platyhelminthes; Cestoda; Cyclophyllidea; Taeniidae. The record is from RefSeq and is a predicted model, not a curated record. The coding region runs from base 1 to 1875 and encodes 624 amino acids.